Molecule: messenger RNA, 953 nt
Organism: Acaulospora colombiana
Lineage: Eukaryota; Fungi; Glomeromycota; Glomeromycetes; Diversisporales; Acaulosporaceae
Source: the annotation of a GenBank genome assembly
AUGGAAGACGGAGAUAUCGAAAUAUUAUAUAAUCAAAGGGUUAAGGGUAGUAACUUCUUUGAUUUUACUGCAACGGAUUUUGAGAGAUGGGGAAUACCGGGUGGACCAGCUAAAGAAAUCGAAAAGCUGAUUAAUAAAAUUCAAGGAGCUCAACCCGUUGCUGCCGGCACUUCAAAAUCAAACACCGGACUUGUGUCCGUUUUUGCGGACAAUUCCAACUUGUUUAUCGAAGGAAAGUAUACUAUAGGUCAAAUAGAAAAGGCAGGCACAUUUGAUCAACAGAGAAAUUCCUUUUACCUCAACCAGCUUCACAUUGACCAUGGUCGUCUUCUAUCAACAAUAUUGAAAGGACGACAAAUGGGUAGCAAUCCAAUUAUUGUUGGCUCUCGUCCGCCACCGAACGAUUCGUUGUGGAAGCAGAUCAGAAAUCAAGGUUAUGAUGUGGUCGUUUACGAUCGAAAUAUCGAAAAUAAAGAAAAAAAAGUGGAUAUGGCUCUCGGGGUUUCUGCAAUGAAUGUCAUCUGGUCUAAUGAUCUCGGCGUACUCGUCCUAAUAGCUGGUGAUGGGGAUUAUGAACCUGUAAUAAAUGAGGCUCUGAAACGCAAGUGGAAGGUUGAAAUCUGGUUUUGGUCAUCAGGAAUAUCCGGUGAUCUCAUGAGAAAAUCCAUUUUUUAUUCUCUGGAUAAUUUCUAUCGACAUUUUACAUAUGCGUACGGACAAGACCCCAUUGGAAAAAAUUAUACCCUUGAAAUAACUGACGGUGAAACGAUUGGAAAAUGGGGGGAUGAUGAAGUAAUGAAUUGUUUUGUUCCAUUAAAGUUAUAUGGAUGGUGGUACCGGAAAGAAAGACAUAUUAUAUCUUUGUACUUCGAUAACAAAGCGAAUUUGGAAAAGGCAAAAAAUUGGGUAGAGAUUGAAUAUCCUGAUAUACAGGUUUGGGAAGUAGAAAAGAG